UUCAGAACAUGAACAAAAAAGAACGAUUAACGGCUCGAUUGUUCAGCCCGCUCACUUCAGAGAUUAGUUGUUUUUUGUUCAUGGACUAACCAACACUAAUACCGAAAACGGUCACAUUAAAUAAAAUUUGUUUUAUUUGCCUUUGAAUUUGGAGACAUUCCACAAUGUCUCGCACUGGGUAUAUACUCUAAAGGAUCAAAUUAUAAGAGCAGUUACUCAAAUUCCUUGCGACUCGGAGUCAAGUGGACUUGACAGAUUUCAAUGAACGGUAAUGGCAAUGGAGGCGCGGCCUCUUCAGGUGGCGCUGGUGCUGUGGGUGGCGUAGGUGCACGCGGGGGUGGUGCAGGCGUGAGUGCAGGUGCAGCUGGUUGCGGCGCAGUUGCUGGUGGAGCUGGCCCCUCUGGUGGGCCGGCAGCGGCUGGAGCCGAGGCUGCACCCAACGCCAAUGGCAACGCCAAUGUCAACGGCUCAAACACAGUCGGUAGCAGUUCAGGCACUCCCAACGAUGACCAGGAAGCAAAGAGGCGCAAGUGCUUAGAGACGGAGGACACCCAGGAUGGUGCAAGCACAAUGAUCGACGCCAGCAGUGUUCUGAAUAAGAUCGCACACCUCUACGCGGAGCAGCUGAUGUCGGACAUAGUGCUGCUGGUGGAUGGUAAGGAGUACCCCGCCCACCGGGUCAUACUCUGCGCCAGCAGCGACGUCUUUCAGGUGAUGCUAAUGAACCCCGAAUGGAAUGAGUGCAGCAAACAUGUCAUCGAGCUGCAUGAGGAGGCCUGCUGCUCGGCUGUCUUUCCGCAGUUCAUCAAAUAUCUCUAUGUGGGCCACAUCGAGGUGACGCUGCAGACGGUCAUGCCCAUGCUGGCCCUUUCCGAGAAGUACAAUGUGCGCGAUCUGAUCGAUCUGUGUGUGGGCUACAUGACGAAGCACGUUGCCAAGGCAGCCACCAGCGGCUAUCUCGUCUCCUGGCUGCAGUACACACUCUCCUUCACGCCCACUCAUAAUGAUCUCACCGAGACGCUGAAGCGUUUCCUCAAGUGGAACCUUGAGAUGGUGGCCGAGUCCAAGGACUUUGUCGAAAUGGAUCCAGCCAUCCUCGAACUGCUGCUGCAGCAGAACGAUAUCGUAAUCUCCAGCGAGUACAAACUGUUUACGAUUCUGCAGACCUGGCUGCUGCAUCGCCGCGAGCAGAUCGAGAGCACGCCCCACACCAGCCUGGAAAAGAAGGUCAACACCUUCAUGGAGCUGAUUGAGCAGACAGUCAUGCACAUUCGCUUUGGCAUGAUGACGCCGCGUCAGCUCUCGCACCUAUUAAUGGACCCACUCACCGAGUACCACAAGGAGUUCCUAGUCGAGCGAAUUGCCAUUGGGAUGAGCUAUCAGUCCGGACAGGAGGACCGGGUACGCCAGGUCCGGGCCAGCGAGUGCGGGGAGCUGCAGUUUACGCCCAGGCUCUACUGGAACGACACUUGGAGCGUGGACAUCAAUGUGCCCAACUUUGACCGGAUCGAGCGCUACGUGAACUAUGUGACCUGCUUCUUUUCACAGCGCAGCAUUGCGGAAACUGACGAUGAUCCUUGCAUGACCUGGGAGAUCGAGUUUUUCCCGCGAGGCGUCAAAUACAAUAGGGCCAAAAUGGUUUGGGGCGAAGACGUGCCUGGUUGCUACCUGAAUACGGUGCGCUUGCGUGUCACCUGCAAGAACCAGAACAUUGACGAAGAGCGGUUCAAGAUUGCGGUCCUGAUUGUGGGCGUGCAGAAUCAAAUAACUCACAUUAGGACAAUGGUGGAGCGCACCGAGUACUUUUCGGAAACUUCGCGCGUCAUCAAUCUGGAUAACCUGUUGCCGUACGAGGAGCUGGAGCAGGAAUCAACGUCGUUGAGUCCCCAUCUGAGUGGUAAUCAGCGCAACACACUCACCCUACACGUGGUGAUCACGCCAAUGGGCACCCACACGUGCCGCGAAACGCCGCCAUUUCAGUUCUAAACUUCUCAUCUCCCCAUAUCGUUGACCCAUUGUAGCGCCACAUGUACGAACCACGUACCUGUGGCCACGGUAUUUCACUUGCACUUUCCAUUUACAUUUACACAUGUAUGUAUGUAAGCUGUCUAUGCAAGAUCCCGAUCUCUCCUCCUCCUAUAUAUAGAUAUAUAUAUAUUCUUUGCGCAGGAGAGUUCGGGAUCUUGCCUAGACAUUCUUACAUAUAUAUUGAGAUGAAAAUAGCUGGCGAUCAUUAUCCUUCCCUCCUCCAAGAAAGUGUAUUUAAUGUGUUAUGAAAAGUUUUUUGUUUUUUCUCUGUCUAAGUUAAACAUAAACAAACGAAGGCGAUUUGGGCCCUGGCCAUUAUUCAGUAUCGAACCCUAGUGUUUAGUGUUUAGUCGGACACAAGUGCACAAAAAAGUCUGUAAAUCUGUGCAUCUAAGAGUGUGUUUAAUGUCCGGUGCUGUACUGUUGUGUACUGUAGUUUUUCGCACUGAAUAUUUUGAAUACUUAAUCGUUGACUUGUAAAGGAAAAGAAACUCCGCGUUCCAACGCCUCCUUCGUUGUCUUUGCCACCUGCUCAGGGUGUCGUGGCCAUGGCCAAGAAGAGUGCGACAGCAUAGAAUGAGAUAGGGAUAGAGCUAAUAAGAGGCCGAAUAAGUUUUAAUGCUUUACAGCUGAUGGACACAGAUACUCGUAUGUACAUACAUAUCUAUGUACAAUAUCUUGAUCCGGUAAUGUAUUCUUUAAUAGCUGGGAUCAACCUAUCUGUUGUGUCUGUUGAGGCUUAUCUUUAUUGGCCAGGGGGUCUGGCCGUGACUGGCUCAUCCGCCUAAUGUGCUUUGCAUAAUUGUAGGACGAUAUCCGCUGCUCAGGACGGUAAUUGACGGACAGGACAGACAUCGAAUAGUUAUGAACUGGAGUCGGCUGUUGAACGAUUUAGUUAUGAAAUAAGAUCAGUUAUCGAACAGAGGUUGAGCUUGUUAUCACUUCUCGGAAUGAUGUCAAGUUACUGUCUGAAUUAAGUUGUCGGUUAUCGAAUGACUAUUGCACGGCAUACUGAAUUGUGUCUGUUAUCCUAUCAAAUAAUCUUGGUAAUCAAAUCAGAUCAACUAUCGAUUUGUGUCCGGUAUAAGAUAAGCAAAUGUAUCGACUAAUUUAAGCUCUAAAUGUAAUAAAUCAUCGAGCCAAUCGAAUAAUAUUGGCUAUAUAAUA
Drosophila pseudoobscura is the source of this 3195-nucleotide messenger RNA. RefSeq names its product transport and golgi organization 10 (gene Tango10). The record is from RefSeq and is a predicted model, not a curated record. The coding region runs from base 262 to 1986 and encodes 574 amino acids. The transcript is spliced from 4 exons. Gene Ontology annotation, molecular function: protein binding. NCBI's taxonomy places the organism in Eukaryota, Metazoa, Arthropoda, Insecta, Diptera, Drosophilidae.